Messenger RNA from Dothidotthia symphoricarpi CBS 119687, 2127 nucleotides. RefSeq lists its product as uncharacterized. NCBI's taxonomy places the organism in Eukaryota, Fungi, Ascomycota, Dothideomycetes, Pleosporales, Dothidotthiaceae. The coding region runs from base 1 to 2127 and encodes 708 amino acids. The transcript has 3 exons. The record is from RefSeq and is a predicted model, not a curated record.
AUGUGUCGAGUCGAUGAGCGCGUCUACAUUGACGCAGACGGCCAUCGUCAAAAGUUCGAGGAUGCAUACCCUUGCGACAAGGCCCCACGUGGCAAGCUAUGUUCUAGGGUAAAGAGAAGGACGUCUGAAUACCAUCCCAAGAGGCCGACGGUCUCUCGUGGAGAUACUCCAUCUCCAGCUUCGAACAACCCGCCCACUCCCACUGACUCUGGAACCUACCUUGUACAAACUCGUCGACCUUCCAACAGCGGUAGUAGGCCCUCGACACGAGAGGGUCUAAAAGCAGUCAAGCCAGAGAUCGUCAUCAGUUUUGGAUCCAAGAAGGAAGACGGAAAACCCCGUCCCACUCUUGCAGUCUCAUCAAAGUCGUACAAGCGCUCGUCCAGAGAUGUAUCAAGUGAAUUCACCGUUGAUUCGCCCGGAUCAGAUGGGGCGCACACAAUUCGCACUGGCUUUCCUGAGAAAGCUCCACCAUCCACGGGCGCUACCUUUGGUCGAUCUGAUGGUUUCGUGCCGACGUCUGGUUUUCUUCAAGGCCUCCAUCAUCACCAUGCACCAUCACUUUCGUCGUAUACCAGCUCCAGUCAACCACCAUCGCUCUAUGUUACCUCAGACCCUGACUACGAUUCGCCGACUGGUUACAGGCAUGAGAAACAUCCUCCAACUACAGUACAUAACCCACCGUCUAUUAAUCCUCCGCCUUCGCCGACGGUGACUCGUACCCGCAAUCCCAUUCCCACUACUGCCUAUCGUACCACAGUCAUUGAGCCACAAGGCUUUUCCAAGGAGACACACACAGCAGAUGGUCUAUAUCCGCUCGACUUCUCUGAUGUUGUCGACCGCUCUGCUUUCUCUCCUAGCAGCCCUGGAGCGCAUACUCAGCUACGUGAGAGUUCAGACCGUGAACAAAAGCGGAAGGAGAAGGAAGAAGCUCGUCGGCGGAAAGAAGCACUUGAACGUCAGUUGGCUGAACAACUCUUGAAAGAAGAUAACAACAAGCAAGUUCGUUUCGAGCUUGGUCGUGCCGAAGCACGAGCUCGAGAGAGGGCGGAAAACAUAUACGCUGAGCAGGAGAAGACGCGAGCUGAAGAACGAGAAAAGGCUCGACGACAAAAGGAGAAAGAACGAGAGGAACAAGACAGGAAAGAACGCAAGAGAGAGAAGGAACGAGAAGAACACGAGAAGAGGGAACGGAAGAGGUUGAAGGAGGUCGAAGAGCAGGAAAAGAAAGAACGAAGACGGGCAAAGGAGCGUGAGGAGCGUGAGGAACAGGAGAAAAAGGAGCGUAAGAGUCGUAGAAUGUCCAUGACCCAAGCCCAGAGUGAUGAGCAACGCCGCCUUCUUGCCGCUGAGGGAAUCUAUAUGCAGGGUGAAAGAGAAGCAGCCGAAGCUCGCGAGAGACAAGAGGCAAGCCUCGCCCUGCAACAGCAACAUCAGACCGCCGAUUACUAUGUUUCUCGUGGCGGUGAUCGGAACUCUACCGAUAACCCUCCUCCCAAAGUUCGUCGCAACUCGACGGCUCGCCAGGGUGGCGUCUCUACAAUCGCUUCACAGCCAACGCCAGCCAGAGUGAGUGGUAAUCGUCGCGCCAGCAUUGUGCAGCCCGAACUACCUGCCAUCAACACUCAGAUGUCGCAAGGUUACUCUACACGGGGCUUACCCAGUGCACGUCAGCAUGCUCCCCCGCCAGUGUCGUAUCCUGCCGGUUUCCAUCAAGACCAAGCUCGACCUCCUUCCGCACGUCGCCCUUCAUACUCUCAAGAGAAUCAGAACCCUUUCGCCGCUCAUCCAAACCGCGGCUCCGGUUCCAGCCUGGAGGAUCCCUUCGCGCAUCCACCGUCUGCCUUUUCGCCACCUAUGUUCUCUCCUUCUUUGCUCUCACCAACUGUGAUGAACCGUGAUCCCUGGGAUAUACGCGGUAUGGGCGAGUCACUACCUGUCACCCGUCCAGCACUCGAUAGUCGAAACUCUCUACAGCGUCGCGGUGAGGACGUAAUCAAUCGCGCCGGGGCUUCUAAUCGACCACACUUGGGUAGAUCUGGUGGGUAUGAGGAUACUUAUGCGCUCGCUUCUGACAGUGAGGAUGAUGAUCAGAUGAUUUCCUAUAGACGUACGAGGCGCGUUUGA